Messenger RNA from Saccoglossus kowalevskii, 1872 nucleotides. RefSeq names its product solute carrier family 28 member 3-like. The record is from RefSeq and is a predicted model, not a curated record. Gene Ontology annotation, cellular component: plasma membrane. Lineage: Eukaryota; Metazoa; Hemichordata; Enteropneusta; Harrimaniidae. Gene Ontology annotation, molecular function: nucleoside:sodium symporter activity. Gene Ontology annotation, biological process: nucleoside transmembrane transport.
AUGGAAAACAUGGAACAGCACUCACCACCGCCAGAAUAUGCCCAGGUUGCUUUAGAAAGCGACCUUAACAAUGUACACUCCGAUGACAGCAAAGAACAGGAAGGCUUCGAAAUGAAAACUCUCGAUAAGUCAACUGAUAAACCAACGGUGAUGACAUCUGAUAACGAGGAAUACACGGCAGUUAACAUCGAAGAGGAAGACGAGGAAGUCGAAAACGAGGAGAACCACCCGAAUUAUCCUAGUAAUUGUCUUACGAGAAAAAUAGACCAGUUUGAUCGUUACGUGAGCAGGUUGUGUCGACACCACAAAAACUACAUCAUGUAUAUGAUCUACGGAGUUUUACUGGCUGGUUAUAUUAUAUAUUUCGCAAUCGCGUUGACGAAAGAUUUCCACCGAGCGUUGGCGCUGUUCAUCAUGACUGUGUUUGCGGUCAUGCUGGUUACUUACAGACUAGUCGGCAAGUACUGGGGUGACCUCAUAUGCAGUCGUAUACGUGAUCCGUGUAUGAUGUACAUUAGGAAACACUGGGUGGUUCUGAAGUGGGUUGUUCAUGUACUCUUAUUGGUAGCUCUCGUUGCAUUUGCAGCUGCUAUGGGCGUAUUUCAUUCAAUCAUAAAUAAUCCUCAGCAGUUGGUAUCGGCUUUCGGUAUCGUCGUAUUCAUUUUGUUCAGUUUAUUGUGUUCAAAACGACCGGGAUGGGUUAACUGGCGGACAGUUUUCUGGGGCCUCGGUCUUCAGUUUUGCCUCGGAGUAAUAAUACUACGCACCAGCGUUGGAUUUGAUGCGUUCCUCGGCUUAGGCAAAGAAGUUCAGACCUUUCUUAGUUAUGCAGAUGUUGGGGCUGAAUUCGUAUUCAGCGCCCCUCUCGAAGUUUUACCUGUUAUAAUCUUUUUCAGUUAUAUUUUGGCUAUGCUAUAUUAUCUUGGCGUCAUGCAAUGGAUUACUGAAAGAUUUGCCUGGGUCAUGCAGUACACAAUGGAGACUUCCGGAACGGAAUCGUUGUGCGCAGCCGCAAAUGUGUUCACAGGCAUGACGACUGCUCCACUGAUAAUAAAACCUUAUCUCGAUGAGAUGACGUCAUCCGAGAUACACGCCGUAUUAACAAGUGGUUACGCAACCAUAGCUGGCAGUGUUCUUGGUGCAUACAUUGCAUUCGGUAUCAGCGCUUCACACCUACUAUCAGCAUCAGUUAUAUCGGCGCCCGCAGCAUUGGCUGUCUCUAAAAUAUUCUAUCCUGAAUUAGGCAGACCAACCACGCUGAAUGUAAUCAAUAUUUCUACACCUAAAAGGAAAGAAAAGAACAUACUAGAAGCAGCAACAAACGGAGCAAUAGACGGCUUAAAUAUAUGUGCUAACGUUACCACUCAGCUGAUAGCAAUUAUUUCAACAUUAGCGUUCAUCAACGCUGUGUUAUCAUGGCUUGGCAGCAUGGUGGAUCACCCAGAACUCAGCUUUCAGUUCAUAUGUUCAUAUGUCUUAUAUCCUGUUGCGUGGUUGAUGGGCGUUGACCCGGAAGAUUGUCAUCUUGUAGCCGAACUAAUUGGCAUCAAGACGUUCCUCAACGAGUUCGUUGCAUACGGUCAAUUAGCUGAUUAUAUUAAAAACAGACAUGCUGGAAUAAGUCCAUCAAUGUCGGUUCGUUCUGAAGUGAUUGCCACCUACGCCUUAUGCGGGUUUUCAAAUUUUGGCGGUAUAGCCGUAUUCAUCGGUGGUCUAGCACCACUCAUGCCACAAAGGAAAGCUGAGUUAGCCAUACUGAGUGUGUUGUAUAAUGAUGAAGGCCCGAUAUACUUUGACGCCAACAUCCUCGUAGAGCCGACAUUAAAUAUAACAUCAAUUGAAGUCGCCAUGACUACCAACUACACCACAUAA